Molecule: messenger RNA, 1584 nt
Organism: Megachile rotundata (alfalfa leafcutting bee)
Lineage: Eukaryota; Metazoa; Arthropoda; Insecta; Hymenoptera; Megachilidae
Product: sensory neuron membrane protein 2
Cellular component (GO): cytoplasm; membrane
Molecular function (GO): scavenger receptor activity
Source: RefSeq, a predicted model, not a curated record
AUUCGAAAUAUGAGUAAUUUAUAUUUAAUGAUCUUUCAAAUAUUUAUUGGUAUUUCGUUGAUCUGUUUGGGUUCAUAUUUCGUUUCAGAAAAUGUGCUUGAGACGUUGGUUGUAAAAUUUGUACAAAAAUUUAGUUUACCGCUUAUAAAAGGUUCACCACAUUAUGAAAUAUGGUCGAAGCCUACGUCCAUCAAUUUUUCCUGUUAUCUAUUUAAUGUCACCAACCCUGAUGAAGUAAUGAGAGGAGAGAACCCACAUCUGGUUGAAUAUGGUCCUUUUACGUACACUGAAGUUCAGGAGAAGUUUAUAUCAUACAUUGACAAGGAAAUGGAUGAAAUUAAGUACACCACAAAAUCAACAUAUACUUUCGAUAGGUAUCAAAGUUUGAACUUUUCUAAACAGGAUAAAAUCAUAAUACUAAAUCCCGCAUAUAUUGGUACUAUUGAAACUCUAGCAGCGUUACCCGACGAUUUCAUGAAAAAAUAUGGUAACAGUAUCCCAAAGUUAUUUCCGAAUCGAAGUAGUAUUUUUCUAAAAGCUCGGCCCACCGACGUACUUUUCGAUGGCGUUAAAAUUACAUGCAACCCGAAAAAAUUUCCGGAAUUGCAGCUGAUAUGCGAGACUUUGAAAUUGAAGCAACCACCGGUGUUGAGAGAAGGCGAAAAAGAAAACGUUUAUUAUCUCAGUUUUUUUCAAAGGCUUAAUAACACUUCUCGUGGGCCGUUCACCGUUUCCAGAGGUGUCAAAGACAUAACAAAAUUAGGUGAUAUAACAUCUUACUUAGGGUAUCGUGUGCAAGAAGUAUUUGCUACAGAUCUUUGCAACACAGUGAGAGGAUCCGAUACAAUCACCUGGGCUCCGUUAAUGAAACCAUUACCUAAAGUGUCAACGUUUAUACAGGACAUAUGCAGAACCGUGGAAAUUGAUUACGAGAAUGAGGUUGUACUAAAUGGUAUGAUCGGAUCUCAAUUCGUGAUGCACGAAAGAGUAUGGUACUUGAACGAAUCCGAGUGUUACUGUCCAUUAGUAGACAAACAACCAGUAUGUCCAAGACGGGGUUUAAUCGACGCAUACCAGUGUCAGAAGGUGCCCGUAUUUGUGUCAGAGCCACACUUCUUACACGGUGAUCCAGAACUUUUGAAUUACGCUCGUGGUUUAACUCCUAAUGAAGUUCUUCACAAAACGUACGUCGUCAUUGAACCGUACACAGGAAUACCCCUUGCUGGGGAAAAGAAAACGCAGUUGAACUUAAAAUUGGCUAGACGACCGGUGAAUCUGCUCGCUAAUAUUAGUGAAGGAUAUUUUCCACUGCUGUGGUUCGAAAAUGGAAACAAACUAACACCGUUCGACCAAGUACUGUACCCGUAUCAAUUACUUCGGUAUUUACAUUUUAUGCGAUACCUACAAUACAUCCCUUUGAUAAUUGGAAUUUAUCUGAUCUCCAUAAGUCUACUUUUUUAUGGUGACACCUCGCGUAGGGUGCAUCCGAAUGCUACAAAUGUUCAAUCGAUAUUGAUAUCAAAUUCGCGAUUGAAUCGACCACCGCAAAGACAAGUGGUUUGGUAAAUAAUUUGAACGAUGGUA